AUGGGCGCCGCCGGUUCGUCCGCUCUGGGCCGCCUCGGCCUCCCCGCGCCGUCCCGGCCCGCCUGGCUCGGGGUGGCCGCGCUGGGACUGGCCGCCGUGGCGCUGGGGACGGUCGCCUGGCGCCGCGCGCGCUGCAGGCGGCGCCGGCGGCUGCAGCAGGUGGGCACCGUGGCGCAGCUCUGGAUCUACCCGGUCAAGUCGUGCAAGGGGGUGCCGGUGAGCGCGGCGGAGUGCACGGCCUUGGGGCUGCGCUGCGGCCACUUGCGGGACAGGUUUUGGCUGGUGAUCAACGAGAAGGGGAACAUGGUGACGGCCCGGCAGGAGCCUCGGCUGGUCCUGAUUUCCCUGACUUGCGAGGGUGAUGCCCUGACCCUCAGUGCAGCCUACACGCAGGACUUGCAGUUGCCUCUCAAGACACCGGCCACGAAUGCGGUGUACAAGUGCAGAGUGCACGGCCUGGAGAUCGAGGGCAGGGACUGUGGGGAGGCUGCGGCCCAGUGGAUUACGGGCUUCUUGAAGACGCAGCCCUACCGCCUGGUGCACUUCGAGCCUCACCUGCGACCGAGAAAUUCUCACCAAAUAUUGGACGCGUUCCGGCCCACCGACCAGAUUGCGUACUCUGAUGCCAGCCCAUUCUUGAUCCUGUCUGAGGCAUCGUUGGCAGAUCUCAACUCCAGGCUGGAGAAGAAAGUUAAAGUGACGAACUUCAGGCCCAAUAUCGUAAUUUCAGGCUGUGGUGUCUAUGCCGAGGAUUCGUGGGAUGAGCUGCUUAUUGGUGAGGUGAUAAUGAAAAGAAUAAUGGCUUGUUCCAGGUGCAUUUUAACGACGGUGGACCCAGAUACCGGCGUCAUGAGCAGGAAGGAGCCGCUGGAGACCCUGAAGAGCUAUCGUCUCUGUGACCCUUCUGAGCAGAAGCUGUAUGGAAAAUCACCUCUCUUCGGGCAGUUUUUUGUUCUGGAAAACAAAGGGACCAUCAAAGUGGGAGACCCUGUGUACCUGUUGGCCCAGGAGUAGGAAUCAUGUUCUGGAAUGUCAGCUACCUUUGAA
Lontra canadensis (Northern American river otter) is the source of this 1047-nucleotide messenger RNA. RefSeq names its product mitochondrial amidoxime reducing component 1 (gene MTARC1). The record is from RefSeq and is a predicted model, not a curated record. The transcript is spliced from 7 exons. Lineage: Eukaryota; Metazoa; Chordata; Mammalia; Carnivora; Mustelidae. The coding region runs from base 1 to 1014 and encodes 337 amino acids. Gene Ontology annotation, molecular function: molybdopterin cofactor binding; molybdenum ion binding; nitrate reductase activity. Gene Ontology annotation, biological process: nitrate metabolic process. Gene Ontology annotation, cellular component: mitochondrial inner membrane.